Messenger RNA from Tuber melanosporum (Perigord truffle), 724 nucleotides. RefSeq lists its product as uncharacterized. The transcript has 4 exons. The coding region runs from base 80 to 607 and encodes 175 amino acids. Gene Ontology annotation, biological process: proton motive force-driven ATP synthesis. Gene Ontology annotation, molecular function: proton transmembrane transporter activity. The record is from RefSeq and is a predicted model, not a curated record. NCBI's taxonomy places the organism in Eukaryota, Fungi, Ascomycota, Pezizomycetes, Pezizales, Tuberaceae.
AACGAAACAAAAACGGUCCAAACUUAUCAAACACUCUCCCCAUUCGUCAAUUCUCCGCUCAUCCACUCUUUUCAAAAAAAUGCCUGCUCCAGCAAGAAGCGCGGCCCUAAAAAUCAACUGGGCCCAAAUCACCACCUCCCUCGGCCUAAAGGGGCAAACAGUCGCCUCCCUCCAAGCCUUUAAGAAGCGCAACGAAGACGUCCGCCGUAAGGUUGCCAUCCUCUCCGAGACCCCACAGGAAGUCGACUUCAGCCAUUACCGCGCCAUCCUCAAGAACCAGGCCGUCAUCGACGAGAUCGAAAAGGCGUACCGCUCUUUCAAGCCCGCUACCUACGACCUAAAUAACCAGCUCAGGACCAUCGAGGCGUUCGAGGCCGAGGCCGUCAAGAAUGCCGAGGCGACGAAAGGCAGGGUCGACAUGGAGUUGCACGAGUUAGAGAAGACACUCAAGAAUAUCGAGGAGGCUAGGCCGUUUGAAGACUUGACGGUGGACGACAUCGCCAGCGCCCGCCCUGAUAUCGAUGCCCGAACCGCAGAGAUGGUUUCCAAGGGUCGCUGGAUGCCAGCUGGAUACAAGGAAAAAUUCGGCGAACUCUCCGUUCUGUAAAUGCGGACCCAAAAUAUGUGCCGACAGAAGUGAAGACGGCGCCCCGAGAUGUAAUUUCCGGGUUUAUAGAGGGCUAUGCUGUCGCAGCAUAUUCAUAGAAAUUCAAAUUUCUCGGUA